Messenger RNA from Arabidopsis arenosa, 1204 nucleotides. NCBI's taxonomy places the organism in Eukaryota, Viridiplantae, Streptophyta, Magnoliopsida, Brassicales, Brassicaceae. The record is from the annotation of a GenBank genome assembly.
ACACAAAAAGGACAAGUAAGAAAAAAAAAACAGAGGAUCUUGGUGUUGGGACCGAAUUGAAUUGAAAUGUUGAGUCCGUUUUCGUCACCGAGGAGAUCGAGAAGAGGAAGCAAAGAAAGCAAGAACCCUUAUUCAAAUCAAGGACUUGACAAGUUCUCUGCACUUCUAUCUGAGCUCGAUGAGAAAAGACAGAGCAUUUACGCAAAGAGGCUUGAUCCUGAUGGACCGCCUCUGGUUCGGUUUGUCUUUACUAGCUCCGGCGAGUGCGUCCCUGUCAUGAUUAAGACAAAGAAGGCAGGUCAGAAGAAGGAUGUUCAAGAUGAUUUCAAGGUCAAGAAGAAGGAUGUUCUAGAUGAUUUCAAGGUCAAGACCGAAUCAAAAACCGAGCAUGAAAUAGAAAUAAAGAAAGCAGAUUUGGAAACAGAGCAGAAACAGAGCUGUGUAUUGAACGAGAAUCUGAAGAAGAUUUCGAGACCAAACCAUUUAUUGCCCGUGACAGUAGUGUUGGUUCUAAUAUUCUUGAUGUUUUUCGGACGGACCGUCUCGGUCAUGUGCACUUGUAUCGUUUGGUACUUGGUUCCAGUGAUCAAGGAACAGAGCAGAAACAGAGGAUCAGCUUACGAGACAAAGAAGAAGAAGAAACUAAAUAUCGAAAACAGAGCUGCUCCUGAUAAAAUUCGUUUCGAGAUUUCAAAGAUGAACAAUGAGGCAAAAGAAAGAUUGGUCAAACAACUUGGCAGGAUUGGGAUGGCAUGCUUCAGUUUCUCUUUUCUCCACACAAGCUUGAGAGGUUUCGAGAAAGACCCAAACAAGCCAUUUUCAGCCGCCGUUGCUUUCUUCUCCGUCGGUUACGUCGUGUUUCAGCUCGCGGACGCGUUUGCUCAGGUUAAGAACCCUAGAUCUGCGGUUUUCGACUACAUCUCUAUCUUCUGUGGUGUCGCAGUCAUCUUCAUUGCGCUCGUAGGUAUCUUCUGCAUUAUCUUCUUCAACUAAAGGUACUGAGUCAAAACCGAGUUAUGGGGUUUAUUUCGAAAUAAGAACAAAUCUGUGAUAUGUGUUUCCCCUACUUUGAGUAAUUUCAGUUUUUUGUUGUUUGUAAUGUGUCUAUGGAUUAUGUUAUUUAUGUGUUUCUUUUUAGAGAUUUGGUAUGGAUUUUGAUGAUCUCGUUAUGGAAAGCAAGACAGAAUUAACACCGUUAUUAUGA